This is a messenger RNA of Orbicella faveolata, 435 nucleotides long. RefSeq lists its product as uncharacterized. The record is from RefSeq and is a predicted model, not a curated record. Lineage: Eukaryota; Metazoa; Cnidaria; Anthozoa; Scleractinia; Merulinidae.
AUGUUUGAUCAGAGUCGUGCCUUUGCAGAAGAGAGAAGAGCCAUCGAGAAAGGGGAUUGUGUGAAGAAGUCAGGCGUCCUUGCAAAAUUGGACCUGAUCUUGGUGAACGGUCUUCUUCAUGUUGGUGGACAUCUAAGUAGAGCACCUCUGCAUGAUGACUCAAAGCACCAGAUAAUUAUUGGCAAAGAUUCUCCUCUUGCCCGGCUUCUGAUCCAGCACUUUCACCAGAAGAGUGGUCACUCUAGCAGAGAAUAUGUUCUGUCCAUCUUGAGAGAAAGUUUUUGGCUCAUCCGUGCCAAUCUUACCAUGCGAAGUGUACUUGCAUCUUGCCUUGGUUGUAGACGGCAUCAGGGCACUUUUGGAGAGCAAAAGAUGGCCAAUUUGCCACACCCUCGAGUGACCUCAGAUCAACCCCCUUCACUUGUGUGGAAAUAG